Arachis stenosperma is the source of this 2196-nucleotide messenger RNA. RefSeq names its product FT-interacting protein 3-like. Bases 1 to 2196 code for a protein of 731 amino acids. Lineage: Eukaryota; Viridiplantae; Streptophyta; Magnoliopsida; Fabales; Fabaceae. The transcript is spliced from 2 exons. The record is from RefSeq and is a predicted model, not a curated record.
AUGGCAAACAAAUGCAAAAACCCAAAGGAUCAGAAGCAACAAGAGGAUUUCUCACUGAAGGAGACAAAUCCAAACAUCAAUGCAGGAAGAGCCACAACCUUGGACCUUGUAGAACAAAUGCAAUUCCUCUUUGUUAGGGUGGUGAAGGCCAAAAACUUGUCAUCAAAAAAUAAUAGUUGUUGCUGUAACCCUUUUGUGGAAGCAAGGAUUGGAGCUUUAGUGGGAAGAACAAGGUCCCUCGAUAAAACAGAGAAUCUUGAAUGGAACCAAGUCUUUGCUUUCGCGAAGGACAAGAUUCAAGCACCUAUGUUGGAGAUCUUGGUAAAGGACAAGAAGUGUGUUGAAGACAAUAAUAAAGUGUUCAUAGGGAAACUUGUGUUUGUAGUUAAUGAUGUUCCUAUGAGGGCUUCUCCUGAUAGCCCUUUAGCACCAGAAUGGUACAAACUCGAGGAUCAUAACGGAUCAAAGCUAAAUCAAGGAGAGUUAAUGGUGUCUGUUUGGAUGGGGACUCAAGCAGAUGAGGCUUUUCCUCAUGCUUGGCAUUCAGAUUCUGCUAGUGAUUAUGAGCAUAGUACUAAUACUUGUUCAAAUGUAUAUCACUCUCCAAGGUUUUGGUACCUUAGAGUUAAUGUGAUCCAAGCCCAAAAUUUGAAGCUCAAAACCACGAAUGGAGGAAGCAGCUUGGAGUUUUAUAUUCAAGCUUUUUUGGGAAACUUGGCUUUGAGAAGUAGACCAGUUAGGAUUAGUCAGAACCCUGUUUGGAAUGAGGAUUUGAUGUUUGUUGUGGCAGAACCUUUUGAUGAAUCAUUGAUUUUGAGCAUUGAGGUAGGGAAUCAACAUAAGCAUGAAAGUAUGGGAAGGUGUGUGAUUCCUUUGAAGAAUGUGGAGAGAAGAAUAGACGAUGCAUUGGUCGAAAGCGUGUGGUACAAUCUUGAGGAUCCGAAUUCCCCUGAGGCUAGACUUCAUGUGAGAGCUUCUUUAGAUGGAGGAUACCAUGUUCUUGAUGAAGUUACUCACUAUAGCAGUGAUUUUAGGCCAUCAUCUAAGUCUUUGUCCCAACCCAAUAUUGGUGUUCUAGAAUUGGGAAUUUUGAAUGCUGUAGGACUCUCUCCAAUGAAGAAGGAGAAUCGUGCUGACGCCUAUUGUGUCGCUAAGUAUGGUCCGAAAUGGGUGCGAACAAGGACUAUUGUUGAUAGUCUUUGUCCAAAAUGGAAUGAACAAUAUACUUGGGAAGUGUUUGAUCCUUGCACUGUGAUCACAAUUGUGGUUUUUGACAAUGGACAAUUAUUGCAAGAAGGAAAGCCUAUUGAAGAUAAGAGAAUUGGUAAGGUGCGAAUUCGGCUCUCCACGCUCGAAACUGAUAGAAUCUACACUCACUCUUAUCCACUCAUUAACUUGACCAAUCAAGGAGUUAAGAAGAUGGGAGAAAUUCAGUUAGCUGUGAGAUUUUCUUGUUCAUCUUUGUUGAAUGUUUUGCAAACUUACACACAACCUUUACUCCCAAGAAUGCACUACAUAUCUCCAUUGUCUAUAUUUCAGUUGGAUAGUUUAAGGAGCCAGGCUGCUGCUAUCACCACAUUGAGGUUCAGGCGAAAAGAGCCUCCAUUGGCGAAAGAGGUUGUCGAAUACAUGCUAGAUGUGAGGGAAAAUGUGUGGAGCAUGAGGAGAGGAAGAGCUCAAUUUCGAAGAAUUGCUGAUCUUCUAAGUGUUGUUGUUUUCAUUUGUAAAUGGAUUAAUCAUGUGCAUAGUUGGAAGAGUUCGGUUACCACAAUAGCAAGUUACAUAAUCUUUCUUGGUGUGAUUUUCUGUCCUCAAAUGAUUCUGGUAACAAUGUUUUCAAGCCUUCUCUUGCUUGGAAUUUGGCGAUACAGAAUUACCGGCGACAAUCUUAAGAAGAAGUAUGAUAGAUUGAGAGGUAUUUCAGGAAGGGUUUUAGCAGUGAUGAGUGACUUGGCAACUCAAGGAGAAAGGGUGCAAUCCUUGUUAACUUGGAGGGAUCCAAGAGCAACAUCUUUGUUUGUGAUUUUCUGUUUUGUUGCUGCCAUUGUGACUUAUAGUGUUCCGUUUCGCUUCUUAGUCUCUGGCUUGGUUGCUUACUGGUUAAGGCCUCCGAGGCUUCGCGGCGUUGCUGGUAUUCCUGCUGUUCCACAGAACUUCCUUAGGAGGAUGCCUGCCAAGUCUGAUGGCAUGCUUUGA